AUACAUCAUGAAUUAAAUAAUUUAUGCAGGGAAUUAUACCAAAUUGUGUUCUACAAUAAUAAGUACUGCUAAAUGUUUUAUGCUGAAUAGCGUACAGACUGCCAGAAAUUCUCAAAAGACGAAGCUCAACCAACCCACCUGCCGCGAAAUACCAAUCACAACAACUGCAAAGUAGAGAAGGGUUUUAAGAAGUGUUUUAACAGAAUCCACUCGUCUUCUCAUCUCUUCAGGUUCUUAAAAGCCCACCACCAUUAUGACAGAGAUAACGAGCAAAAGGUUCUGGAGAGCCGUUCUGGCUGAACUGAUUGGCACGAUUGUUAUCGUUUUCGGUGGCAUUGCCGCAGCCAUUGGGAACACAAACAACAGCAGUCCAGAUCAGGAGAUAAAGGUGUCUCUGGCCUUCGGUUUGGGCAUCGCCACAGUCGUCCAGAGUUUGGGCCACAUCAGUGGAGCCCACCUGAAUCCUGCAGUUACCGUUGGGAUGCUUGCCAGCUGCCAGAUCAGUAUAUUCAAAGCCAUUAUGUAUGUAAUUGCACAGAUGCUGGGUUCAACCCUGGCCUGUCUUUCUCUGUAUGUAGCACGUCCCAAUACCACCGAAGCACUGGGGCUCAACACUAUCAAUGGUGUCACUCUCAGCCAAGCCUUGGGCAUUGAGCUCCUAACAACGUUCCAGCUGGUGCUGUGUAUCCUUGCAGUCACUGAUAAAAAGCGGUGUGAUAUCACUGGUUCGGCACCCUUGGCCAUUGGUCUCUCAGUCUGCCUUGGACAUUUGGCGAUUAUCAGUUACACAGGCUGUGGAAUCAAUCCUGCACGUUCCUUUGGUCCGGCUUUAAUACUAAACAAUUUUGAAAACCACUGGGUUUACUGGGUUGGGCCGAUCACUGGAGGCAUAGGAGCAGCUCUCAUGUACGAUUUUCUGCUCAGUCCUAAAUGUAAUAGUUGCUUUAGUUGCAUGAGAGCACUGGUCGGGGACAAUGCAAAUGCUGAAAAUGCCUCUGUGUAAAUGACCUCAAAAUAGUUCUGUGCAAAUUCAACUACUUAGUGACACUCGAAGACCGACUGGAACUUUUUCUGCCAUGUCUUUUUUCCACGGAAGACGAACGGAACACUUGCCUGCGUUUGGUCUGUAUUGGUUACCAUGUCAAGGUGGAUCAUGCAUGGAUUAAAGGCAACAGUCUGAGUAAUCGGCAUUCCCAGCUGCAGUAUGUGCGGAAAUGCAAAUUGUCUAGUUAAUAUUAUUAUCAAUAAAUGGACAAUCUCCUACAUCACUAGCAUUUGAGAUACAGAGGGAGAGGAGCCAAAGCAGGUAGACAUCAUUAUAAUGCCAACUGCCAUAAGAUACCAGUGGAUGUGAAGGUCUGAUCUGCAUGCCCUCAAUGGCCAGCAAGUCAAUUGGCUCCAAGUCAGGCUUAGAACCCUAUGUUUUCCCUCCGAUUUUACCAACCUCCCAACUAAGCAAGGAAUAAAUUAGAAUUGGAUGAUACAACCUGUUAUAGGUUUAGUUUUACAUGUCAGCGCUCCUGUAAAUGACUCUUGACU
This is a messenger RNA of Solea solea (common sole), 1539 nucleotides long. RefSeq names its product aquaporin-1-like. Bases 254 to 1003 code for a protein of 249 amino acids. The transcript has 5 exons. Lineage: Eukaryota; Metazoa; Chordata; Actinopteri; Pleuronectiformes; Soleidae. The record is from RefSeq and is a predicted model, not a curated record. Gene Ontology annotation, molecular function: water channel activity; carbon dioxide transmembrane transporter activity; glycerol transmembrane transporter activity. Gene Ontology annotation, cellular component: membrane. Gene Ontology annotation, biological process: renal water transport; carbon dioxide transmembrane transport; hyperosmotic response.